AUGGGCGGCCGAAUCGUCGAUAUUCCGUUAAUUCCGUCCGGCCUAUCACGCGAUGACACGUAUCGCCAUAUCCACCACUCGCUCCUCCUCCUGCAGCAAGUGUCAGAGGCCGUGCUGCAGCGAGUGCAGCAGAGGGUUGACGAGGAGGCAAAGCUAGUUGCUGACAUCAGCAAGAGAGUCACAACCGCAAGCAACCAGGUGGAUUCUCUCCUCUCCACCAGAGCAUCAAUCCACAUACAAUCCCCUGUGUCUCUACCAACCCCAACAACAAGACUCACGAGACUGACUAGUCAACCCCCCCAUGUGCACAACGAUGCAAGCCUCACCACUGCAGGCUCUUCCUGCGGUCUUCUCUUUCCCACCACAGUACCACUCCUGCUGGAAGCAGAAGCAGAAACUGCCAUACCCGGAGCUACCAGAGCUACUAGUGCUAGCAAAGCUACCACUGCCAGUGUUGCACAAUCCGCGAACGCUUCCCAGAACCUUCCUGGACAGCCACUUCCCGCACCACCCGCACUCCCGGCUUCCCUAGCUUCAGAAAAAUCCUUUAUAAGCACUUCUUCCUCUGCUGAAACCCUUGCUGGUGACUAUAUUGAAGGGGAAAGCACACCUGCAGCGGAUAGCAGCGUGGGGGAUCCGAGGGGGUUUCUGGCCGCUCCCCAACUGGCCGCUUUCUUUGCAACCUCCUCCAUCGCUGCUGCAGGGAUUCCUAGUACCUCUGUGACAGGGCUUCCCAAUUUUAGAGGGGAUUUGGCUGUCACAGGGGUAUCUGCUGCUCCUAUGUCCCGGGCUUCUGGUGGAGAUGGGGCAGGAGAGGGAGCUGUAGGAGGAGUGCUUUUAUCGGGUAAAGAAGGAGGAGUGAGAAGGGAGGUGCUUCUGCCUAACCCCCCUGGGGGGAUGAUGCUUCUCAGUGACUUGUUGCCUGCUAGCAGUGCCACGUCCCAUGGCACCUCGCUCGAUUCGCGAGGCACUGCCGCUGGUGAAGGUGCGAAUUCGGGAGUGGAAGAGGCAAGAGAAUCUCGCGCGUUUGGCAUGCGUGCAGCCACUACUACGGCAGAGCGGUGCCUUGAGCUGCUGCAGCAGCCGCUUACUCCCUUGGCAAUGUCGGAGUUCCAGUUUCAACCUCAGCUCUCAAAGGCACUCGACUUCGCACUUCCGGAUUCCUUGCCACUCCCUUUCGGGGCAUCUCCUGGUGAUUCUCCUGGUUUUCUUGGCGGAUCUGAUGAGUCAUAG
Molecule: messenger RNA, 1233 nt
Organism: Closterium sp. NIES-65
Lineage: Eukaryota; Viridiplantae; Streptophyta; Zygnematophyceae; Desmidiales; Closteriaceae
Source: the annotation of a GenBank genome assembly